AUGCAGCACACGUCGUGUACUGAGGACCGGAUCCAGCAUGCUCUGGACCGAUGUCUGGAUGGGCUCAGACCCAGCCCCACGACACCACAACCCUGGAACGGUAAGCCUCAUCUGGGCUGAGCAGGGUCGGACAUGGGGGGUGUAUUUCAUCUCUUCAUUGGUGACUUAGUUUUCAUUCUAAGGGAAAUUAUUUCGUAAGAAAGGCAUAAUAUGGUUGUUCACAUGAUAUGGAAAGCAGGCCUGUUCACGUGUCACUGUUGCAUGUAGUUCAUGUUAGAGUAUUGAUCCAAACUGUAGGAACAUUUUCUAAGUGUGGUGUCACAGAAAGUCUACAUGGUAUCAAAUAGCAUGAGAUGUUUCACAUUUCAAGUGUCCAGCAACAUGUAACCCCUCCACAAGGUCAUCUUCAUUACCUGUCAGUCAGACCACACUGACAGUAAAUCGUUUUUUCUCAACUUUUGAACACCAGAACUGUUCAUUUUGACAGGGAUAUUUGAAGCCCAGUAGGCCUAGUGAGUCUGUUGUUGUUAAACUGUCAGAGAAGUGUUAUUAUGUGCUAGAGGAAGUAUCAACGUCGACACUAUGGCUGUGGAGGAAGUGGUGGCACAGACCACCGCAGUGUGCCUGAAGUAUGAUGAGGUAGUGUGAGAGGGUAGGAUCGGUUAGUGUAGUAGAGUGUAGCAGCACCAACUGUGUCAGAUAUGAUACACCUACACACUGUGGUUUUAUAUGUCACGUUUUCAGAUGGUACCUUGUUGCCACAUAGGGUGUUGAAAGGAAGUUAUUAAUUUGUUCCAAGUACGCUGUGCACCCUUCAGGGAAGCUGCAUGUUCUAGUUUCAUAAACAUGUUACACAAUGUGGCAUGCUCCAUCUGAUGUGACGUGUUUGUUUCAGUCCUGAUGUGCUCGGUGGGCCAGUCUAUGAACCGCUGGAGUCUGGAGGAACUGGUGAAGAGAGACCCAGAGAACUUCCUCAUCCUCCUGCAGCAGAUCCUCAGGAAGACCCGAGAGGUGAGGGGUCACAGGUCAUUACUGAAAGGUCAGAGGCCAUCAUAACUCCUCUACUCAGGAUGCUGCUAUGACCUAGAUUCUUAUGGUCACAUGUCAUGAUGACCCCAAGCCUCCACAGAAUGUAGGUGGGAUUUUAGACACAGUCUGAUCUACAGCAUGGGAUUAGGAGCUGUAUGCCACCUUGUGGUGGGAAUUGAGAACUGAAACUGUAAAGUGUUUAUGUGAAUGAACUUUUGGGUCUCUGUAUGUGUGUGCAGGUUCAGGAGCAGUGUCAGUAUGAGCUGGUGGCUCCCCUCGCUAUCAUGUUCUCCUCCACUCUGCUACAGGUAAUGGUAAUCAAUAAAUCAAUCAAUCAAUCAAUUGAAGAAAUCAAACACGAGAACCCCAACCUUAGUCACCUCUAACUAUGUGUUUUUCUGGUUGCAGACCCCCUUCUGUCCCCCUGACAUGGAGCUGCUGGAGGAGGCCUGUGAGGUGUUUGGCUGUUUCCUGACGUGGCCAGAGCCUUACUGCAGUGUGUGUAAAGGACUGCUCUCCACUUUACACCAGGAAAUCAAGGCCCCAGGUAAACAUUGAAAGACAUGUGAACUACUCUAGGUUUUAUACAUCUAUCUAUGUUUCUGUGGGGUUUUUGAACUAUUCAUUUACUUCAUUGAUGAGCAACGUGGACUUUGGAUCAAUAUGAGGUCAAAAACAGACAUAUGAAAGAUGUGUAAGACGGCCUUUCUUUUUUGUGAAACACCAAGUGCCUAGGUUGACUUCUAUCUCAAUGGUCCGAGCCAUAGUUACUCAGGAGUGUAAUCAUUACGCCGAAACGUUUUGCAAUAAACUGUUUACUCCAAACACUGAAAACGCAAACAAGAGUUUCUAUUGAACAAAUUCAGGUAGGUCCCUCCCCGUUUCGUUCAGUUUGCUCUGUUUGAUUCAUUUGAUUCUUCAACGGUAAAUGGUUUCCGUAUGAAUACACCCCAUGUCAUGUACUGUGGCUCUGUCAACCAUGAUGAGUGACUGCCACCUAGUGACUCAAACAGAUAACACAGGAAGAUGAAACGCACAAAUACAGUGCCUUCAGAAAGUAUUCGCACCCUUUGACUUUUUCCACAUUUAGUUGUGUUACAGCCUGAAUUUAAAAUUGAUUAAAUUGAGAUUUUUUUUAUCACUGGCCUACACACAAUUCCCCAUAAUGUCAAAGUGUAAUUAUGUUUUUAGAAAUUUUAGAAAUUAAUAAAAAAUGAAAAGCUGAAAUGUCUUUAGUCAAUAAGUAUUCAACCCGUUUGUUAUGGCAAACCUAAAUAAGUUCAGGAGUAAAAAUGUGCUUAACAAGUCACAUAAUAAGUUGCAUGGACUCACUCUGUGUGCAAUAAUAGUGUUUAACAGGAUUUUUAGAUGACUACCUCAUCGCUGUACCCCACACAUACAAUUAUCUGUAAGGACCCUCAGUUGAGCAGUGCAUUUCAAACACAGAUGCAACCACAAAGACCAGGGAGGUUUUCCAAUGCCUCACAAAGAAGGGCACCUAUUGGUUAAAAAAAAGCAGACACUCAUAUCUCUUUGAGCAUGGUGAAGUUAUUAAUUACACUUUGGAUGGUGUAUCAAUACACACAGUCACUACAAAGAUACAGGCAUCCUUCCUAACUCAGUUGCCGGAGAGCAAGGAAGCCGCUCAGGGAUUUCACCAUGCCAAUGGUGACUUUAAAACAGUUAGAGUUUAAUGGCUGUGAUAGGAGGAAAACCGAGGAUGGAUCAACAACAUUGUAGUUACUCCACAAUACUAACCUAAUUGACAGAGUGAAAAGAAGGAAGCCUGUACAGAAUAAAAAUAUUCCAAAUCAUGCAUCCUGUUUUCAACAAGGCACUAAAGUAAUACUGCAAAAAUGUGGCAAAGCAAUUAACUUUUUGUCCUGAAUACAAAGUGAAAUGUUUGGGGCAAAUCCAAUACAACACAUUACUGAGUACCAGUCUCCAUAUUUUCAAGCAUAGUGGUGGCUGCAUCAUGUUAUGGGUAUGCUUGUCAUCGUUAAGGACUGGGGAGUUUUUCAGGAUAAAAAAGAAAUGGAAUGGAGCUGAGAACAGGCAAAAUCCUAGAGGAAAACCUGAUUCAGUCUGCUUUCCACCAGACACUAGGAGAUUAAUUCACCUUUCAGCAGGACAAUAACCUAAAACACAAGGCCCAAUCUACACUGGAGUUGCUUACCAAGAAGACAGUGAAUGUACCUGAGUGGCCGAGUUUUACAGUUAUGACUUAAAUCUACUUGAAAAUCUAUGGCAAGACCUGAAAAUUCUUGUCCAGCAAUGAUGAACAACCAAUUUGACAGAGCUUGAAGAAUUUUGAAAAGAAUAAUGGGCAAAUGUUGCACAAUGAAUGUGUGGAAAGCUCUUAGAGACUUACCCAGAAAGACACACAGCUGUAAUUGCUGCCAAAGGUGCUUCUACAAAGUAUUGACUCAGGGGUGUGAAUACUUAUGUAAAUGAGAUAAUUCUGUAUUUAAUUUUCAAUACAUUUGCAAAAAAAAUCUAAAAACAUGUUUUAACUUUCAUUAUGAGGGAUUGUGUGUAGAUGGGAGAGAAUUUUUAAAAAAUGUAAUCAAUUUUGAAUUAGGCUGUAACACAACUAUAUGUGGAAUAAGUCAAGGGGUAUGAAUACUUUCUGAAGGCACUGUAGAUAUAACAUAAUCGGAUGAACUUGAUCACCUCAAAGUGAUCAAGUUAGGUAAGUUAAGAGUCGAGUCAAGUUAGGUAAAUGUGUCUGCUCAAACAUGUGCCAUUGAUAAUGGAGAAGUGAUUUAGGGCUCUGUUGUAGCCUGUUCUUUGAAAGCGGAUGUGCGAUAUUUCAAUUCACAAAAGAAAGAAAAGCAGAACUAUGACAACCUCUCAACUACCUGGAAGAGGAUAGUGACAGAUCAAAUAAAGAAUCCCACUGAAAUCUGAGAAAGUCACGUCAGGUAGAGGCCAAUAAAUGAAUUAACUUGCAGUGUUGUGAAUGGGCCUCACUAUUUUGUGAUGUUGUGAGAUCAAAUUAUUAUGUAAUUGUGUGCAAUACAAUACUUUAGUGUGCAAGGAACAAUCAACUUAUUCAGCGUGUGUGUUCAUUUCACAGGGAUUUCCUAUCACAGACUGGUGAGAGAAGAGCAAGGCCUGGCCACCUCAAAACAUCACUCAAAAACAAUGUAGGUUGUCAACAGCUCAACUGCUAUAUUUUACUACAGCUUAUUAGAAAGUAUUGUGCAUUUUUGUCUUGCACAGGUCUGGAAAUCCCCUUCAGUUAUUGGUUCUCCCCACCCACUCCCAGCCCAAUAUAUCACUACUUCCUUUUCACUCUCGUGGGUUUUUCUUCUGUUAGCGUUCCCCUUGUUCUGUUUCUGUGUUACUGGGUGUGUAUUUAUGUGUGUAACAAAGGCAUUUGUAUCUUGCUGUUAUACAAUUAGUGUAACAAGGAAUAAUAAUAUUGACUCGUUUUUAGAGUGCAGACCUCUAUCACCCCUGUGUUUCCACCACGUCAACCCUAUGCCAUCUCAUCCCUAUAGGACGGUUCUGUUGAUGAACCCUGGUGAGGUACCUCCUGAGUUCUUGUCUGUAGCAGAGCAGCUGAGUAGUAUCCAACGGUCCCAGAGAGAGACAUACAUCACACUGGUCAAACAUGCCUACCAGGCUACUCUGGGCACCAAGUACCUCCUGGCCAACAUCCACAAAGCCCUGCAGGUACUGGACAACACAAUAUACCACUAGAGAGCUAUAGAGAUACCGAUAGAAAUAAAGUGAUUUUAGCAAAGAUUUUGUUAGUCUCGAUGGCUGUGUAAUCUGUUAGUUUUUCAUCAUGGUCAAAAUGAAUGUUUAGUAGUUUGAUAGUUUGUUAGUGCCUCUGAAAUGGACCACCUAUCUUCUGUACAGUAACAAAACAUAACUAUCUCUCCACAGGUCAAGAGUCUAGAGGAGCUGGCGGAGAUCUUCUCCAUGGUAACCGACGUCCUGGAGACGGCCGCUGCCAUGGGCGACCCGGUGAAAGGCCGUGAUCAUGUGACCCAGGGCCUGGAGGGGCUGAGGGAGAGGAUUGGCGUCCCAGCAUCCAAUGGCAGGAAGUCUGACGGUGAGAGGGCGGAGCCUAAUCGGUGCAUUGGUUUGUCAAAAUGAUAGAGGCUUAUGAGAAAAAUGUCCAUACAAUGUGUGUAAAUGUUGUUUUGUUGUAUUUAUUCUGUUUUUAGGAAUGCUGCAAACUCUACCACUGCCCACAGCCAAGUGCUACAUGUUUCACUGGGACAAGGACAACUUUGGUAAAGGACUUUUGUCUUCACUCUCUCAUGAAAUGGCUUGUCAUGGGAUCCCCCCCCCCCCCCGCCCCCCCUUGAGUCUGGUUCCUCUCAAGGUUUCUCCCUACCUAGGUUGACUUUCCUUUCUCUUUGGGGAUUUCGACUUGGAUUGUGACGAAUGAAUUUGUAGACGGUGCUUUACAGUACAUGUAACUGAUAGACUGUGUCCUUGUGAUUUUCAGACAUCCUCAACACCAUCCUGGAGAACGAGCAUGACCUAACCGGCUUCCAGACCUCCAGUGGUCAGGGUGACGGCGAAGAUGAGGAGGAGGAGGAGGAAGGGGCAGAGUUCGACCUGGAGGAGGAAGAGGGAGAGACGGAAGAGGGAGAGGAGGAGUUUGUCUCCGCCAUGUCUAUGUACAACUGCUACAGAGUGGACCACCGAGCCUCUACCUUCUCCACCGUCUCCUCCCUCUCCACUGCCUCUAAAGACUCCAUGUACUCCACCUUGUCCUUGGCCUCCGGAUCCCACGCCCCCUCCGUCCUCUCAGUCACUUCCGGCAUCGACAGCGACUUCUACGAAGACCCCGAGGACGGCCACCGCCACCUCCACCUCCAGCCCCUCCCCUUCGGAACGGAGCCCAUCGUCCGGCAAGUCAGCCAAAGCUUCGGCCCGUCUGAGCCAGCACCUCUCCCGUCUCUUCAAGACAAAGACUCAGUCCCUGACCAGAGCCAAGAGCCUCGGCAGCCCAGAUGCUAAGGACUUGGUCGUGGUUCGUUCCAAGCGCUCCAACUCCCUCCCGCAGCAGGUGCAUCUACGCAGCCCAGACUCCCUGUUCCAGACCCCCUGUACCCCCCAGGCCCUCAAGCACGUGUGCUUCCGCCGGAGGCCCAUCCUGAGCAGUGACGAGGAGGGCAACAGUAAUGCCACCACCCUGAGGGUGGUAGUGUUUGGGGCCGACCACGUUGCGGGCAAGGUGGCGAGGGCCUAUAGUAACCUACGACAGAGAGAGAACGUUUGCCCGCGCCUCAGCAGAGCCUUCCGGCUGCAAUUCUACUUUGUGCCCGUGAAGAGGGACGGUGUUGUGAGGUGCCCCAGUCCCAGGUGCCCUAGCCCUGGAGGCCAGUCGGCAAGCCCACGGAGAGGAAGUACAUCCUGUACAGUGAGUCCAACUCUUAUAGUAUAGUGGCCCUAUCAGGGUUGGGGUCAAUUCUAUUUCAAUUCAGUCAAUUGGGGAGAUAAUUGAAAUUUUAUUUGUAAUAUUGAAAAGUGCUACUAUUUAAGUUUUUUCAAUUCAUACUUUUAACUUCAAUUCCCUUCCUGAAUUGAUGAGGUUGACCCAAACCCUGGUACAGUUUAUGGUGCACCAUAAGAGACAUCAGCUCUAAAAUUUAUAAUUCUAGAUUAUGGGUUGAGUGCUUUUUAGGAUACGUGACUGUUUCUGUUUGCCUGGCGACCCAUCCACAUCGCACCGGCCAAACGCCACGCCCACUAGCGUUUCUUCUCCACAAUGAAUGUAUGGAGAGAUUGAUAGAGCAACGGAAUUCAAUUCAGGAUGAGUCGUCAGGCAAUGUUUCUGUGGCCAUACAAUACUAUUACUACUGCAGCUAAAAUGAAGAGAGACUGACGUAUUGUGUUGUAUUGUUCUUUUAGGAGCUCAACAAUCUGGGCACAGAAGACAGCACUAACGACAUAGCCCGUUUCAUUGGUAUGCUGGACCCCUGGUACGAACGCAACACCUUGAGCCUGCUCAGUCUACCAGCCAACGUGGUGUGUCAGGUAAGACCGCAUUUUGUGUGUGUGUGUGUGUGUGUGUGUGUGUGUGACAUAUCAAAUGCUGAAAUUUUUUUUGUCUCGCACAUAGUCAAUGGUAUUUACUGUGUCUUGCAGCAAACCUCUAAGAUAGAGUCUGAGCUGUAUGAUAGUUCCUAUGAGGAUCGUCUGCCCAUCCUGGCUGACCUGGUGUUAUACUACUGUCGCCAUGCCACCCGGCCUGCACUGAUGCAGCUCUACCAAGCUGAGGUGAGGCCUGGAGUCUGUCUGUCUCUUUCUCUUUCUCUCUCUCUCUCUCUCUCACUCACACACACACUGCACAUCUCCUAUACUCAUCCUCCAUGUUAUAAAUGUGUGUAUUGAGUGUUUGAUGUCCUUGGGAUUGUAGAUGACGUUAGCUGGAGGCGAGAGGAGGACAGAGGUGUUCAUCCACUCCCUAGAGCUGGGCCACACCGCGGGAACACGAGCCAUCAAGGCCAUGGGUACUUACAUCUUCCUCAGCCCAGUCUCCUAGCAACCAGCCCAUAAUAAACAACAGGCAGUUAAGAUUUUCCAAAUAAAAAAUAUGCAUCUUGACUUCAGCCGGGAGUCCAAGGUCUGGAUGGAUUAUGGUUAUGGGAAAAUCUGCUGUAUCAAUCUAUGAUUCAGAGACUACAUUUGUCUAAUUUGUUCCUCCAUGUCAUUUCUUUUAUGAUACAUGACUGAAUCUCUUCCACCGCUUUUUGCUUAUUAAAAAAACAAAAUAAUACUAAUUGUAUAAAUCAUAAUUCUUCGUAUUCAUCAUCAUCAUCAUCAUCAAUGAUUGAUUAUUCUUCAUCAUCAUCAUGUUCAGCUCUAUGGCUGUACCCUAAUAUGAAGCUCUGUGUUUAUCCUUUGUAGGUGCCGCAAGCAAGAGGUUUGGGAUUGAUGGCGACCGGGAGGCAGUCCCUCUGAUGUUAGAGGUGGUUUAUAACAGGGUAAGGUGGUGUUCAGUAGCUCUUCAUCCUUCUAGAAACAUACUAACGUGUCAACAGCAUAAUUAAUCAUCAAUAUCUUUGCCUGAUGCAUUUCUGAUGUAUUUCUCUCUCUCCUUCUUCCUUUUCUCUUUCAGGUGGUUAUCAGUGGGAGAAGUCAAUGGACGACAAAAGACAAAGUUUGCACCUCCAUCAACCUGACCAAAGCCUGCAAGAAUCCAGAGGAACUAGGUAAUAUAACUACAGCAAUAAAAUAAACUACAGUAAUACAAUGUUCUGCGGUUCAUUCAUGAAUUGGACAUUUCUUGGCUCACACAUGUUAGAGAGCAGCGACAUCAGUUAGGUUUGAACGUUUGUUUCAAAAAUGCAGAAAUCGUGUUUUGAUCCUUUCCUCCCCCCACGGUUUAGAUGCGAAGAUGGAGUGCUUGCAGUUGACAAUGACAGAAGUACUGAAAAGGCAAAACUCAAACAAAUCUAAGAAGGGCUACAAUCAGGUGAGCAGGAUGUUGUCAGAUCGAGUUUGUGUGACUUGCGGUUAGACAAUGUUCAUCAACAACUUUACAUAAACCACUGUGCUCUAUAAGGACUCCAUAAAGAGGUCUGUAGCAACAUCUCAUCUCUCAUACCCUGAGAAUGAACUUAUUUCUAGAUCGACCUGAUAAGAAACCCAAUGCACACUUUCACAAACACAUCUCAGUUUCUACCUUAACAGAGCACGACUUUCACUUGAGUUUUUUUUAUUUAUUGUCCAACCCUUUUCCUGUUCACUUGAUCUUACAUUAAUGUGAGACACUGCAUCCUGUAGCUCCGACAAAUAUAGCAUUAAUGCCACUAAUAAUGCUUUUAUUAAGCCUAGUCCUAAACACUUUCACUGGAGAUUAUCCUUUGGUCAUGCUUUUUAAAUCCAGGACUAUGUUUAAUCUGUUUCUGGGAAAACGACCCUUAGAGUCCUAAAAUGUACUUGUAUUCCUUCUAAUGGUCCGUUUCUACCUGACAGCAACUGAGCAUUACUGAGGUGAAGGUGGACAAGGUGCAGGUUAGUGGGGCUGGUAACACCACCUUCGCUGUGUGUCUGGACCAGGAUGAGAAGAAGAUCUUCCAGGGUGUCACCAGGUACAGGCAUACACACACACACAUACACACACACACACACACACACACACACACACACACACACACACACACAGUCUUGUACAACUAACCUUGUGGGGACACACAAUUCAGUCCCAUUCAAAAUCCUAUUUUCCCUAACCCCUAAACCUAACCCUUACCGUAACCCAAAACCUAACCUUAAACCUAACCCUAGCUCCUAACCCUAAAACUAACCAUAGCUUCUAACCCUAAACCUAAUUCUAACCCUAACACUAAUUCUAACCUUAACCCAAACCCCCUAGGAAUAACAUUUGGCCUUUUGGGGACCAACGAAAUGUCCCAGUUGGUCCAAUUUAUGUUUGUUUACCAUUCUUAUGGGGACUUCUAUUCCCCACAAUAUAGUUAAACACAACCACACACACACGGACACACACACUGACCGCACCGUCUCCUUCCCUCCGUCCUUCUCUCCCAGGUGUGAGGUAUCUGUAUGCUACAAGCCUGACAGCUCUACAGACUGGAGGUUAGGCCAGGGCCUGUCCGCCCAGAUCCAGCCUCUCCACCCCACCUUCUGCUCCCUCCUCUGCCUGCCCAUAGCCACCUUCAGUGGAGCACAGCCCUGA
Coregonus sp. 'balchen' is the source of this 9697-nucleotide messenger RNA. Lineage: Eukaryota; Metazoa; Chordata; Actinopteri; Salmoniformes; Salmonidae. The record is from the annotation of a GenBank genome assembly.